AUGGGAUUGACCAUCUCGUCCGUCUUCCAAAGAUUGUUUGGGAAGAAGUCCAUGAGGAUUUUGAUGAUUGGACUUGAUGCGGCAGGAAAGACAACUAUAUUAUACAAACUUAAGUUGGGAGAAGUAGUCACAACAAUACCAACAAUUGGAUUCAAUGUAGAAACUGUAGAGUAUAAAAAUAUCAGUUUCACUGUAUGGGAUGUAGGUGGUCAAGACAAAAUUCGACGCUUGUGGAGACAUUAUUUCCAGAAUACACAAGGCCUCAUAUUCGUGGUAGAUAGCAAUGAUCGUGAUCGUAUUGGGGAAUCUGCAGACGAGUUAAAUAAAAUGCUCUCCGAGGAUGAAUUACGUGAUGUUGUAAUAUUAGUUUUUGCCAAUAAACAAGAUCUGCCUAAUGCAAUGUCAACUGCUGAAGUGGCAGAAAAAUUGCGUUUACGAGAAAUUCGCAAUCGACCUUGGCAUAUACAAUGUGCUUGUGCUACACAAGGUCAAGGAUUAUUCGAAGGUUUGGAUUGGCUAUCGAAUGAAUUAUCCAAACGAUCCUAG
Molecule: messenger RNA, 546 nt
Organism: Trichobilharzia regenti
Lineage: Eukaryota; Metazoa; Platyhelminthes; Trematoda; Strigeidida; Schistosomatidae
Source: the annotation of a GenBank genome assembly